Messenger RNA from Coregonus sp. 'balchen', 9315 nucleotides. The record is from the annotation of a GenBank genome assembly. Lineage: Eukaryota; Metazoa; Chordata; Actinopteri; Salmoniformes; Salmonidae.
GGGGAGUUCACGUGUGCACAACAACUGAGCGCCGGGAAUACUUUGGAAACGAGAGGUGCGUGAUUUGUGAAGAGUAGCUAUCUCAGUGUAUAAUGUGAAUUAGUUAGUAUUUGAGAACAUGAUAUUUGCAUGGGGGUCAGAUAUGCCAGUUGUGUCACUGCUAAGAUUAGCCAACUUUACUAGCAACUUGAUAAAAGCUAGAGUUAAUUAGCUAGCUAAAUGUGCUUUUAAUGCGUUGUUGGAACAUCAUUAGCUAGCUGCAGAGUUCUAUCUUAGUUGUCAAUAUUACAUUUUAAAUUUUUGUUAUUUAGCAGACGCUCUUAUCCAGAGCGAUUUACAGUUAGUGAGUGGAUCCAUUUUCAUACUGGCCCCCCGUGGGAAACGAACCCACAACCCUGGCGUUGCAAGUGCCAUGCUCUACCAACUGAGCUACAGGGGACUAUAUGUAUGCGCUAACCUCCGAAAAUCCUAACCAUAGCUAACUGCAAAACUGUAACGUUACCUUAGUCCUUUGAUCAGUGUCUAGGCCGGGCCAACUUCAACUCAAUCCGUGUAUUCAGAAGUUGGUCAUACUGGAUCCAGGAGUCUUUCCUGCAGUUAGCCGAGCUGGCUCAACCUCAGAAGCAUAGCUAUGGGAGAAUUGCGUUUGCAUUGGUUCACAAUGUUGUGACAAACAGUAUGUGACCUGACCAGGGAAAACUCUGUGCCCCAAUUACAGGCUAUACUUUAAGGUGACUGCUGGCAUUUGUCAGAGUAUCAACCAGACUUUUCUCUCUCGCUGUCUGUAGAGAAUUGUUAUAUUGAUACAGGCGUUGACGUCACGCCCUCCCACUACCUCUGCUGCUAAAGGGUUCUCUGAGAAGCUGCUCUGGACCCGUUUCCAUUCAACAUGACAUCAGAGAACACCCUGUAAGUAACAUCAGAAUAACCUCAGUCUCAUCGUGGUGUAGUUGUCACUGUGUGUUCAUCUGGAGACUCUGGGGUUCUGAUUGUUCUUCUGUUGCCAGGGACGAUGAGGACACCUUCAAGAUCUUAAUCGCCACGGAUAUUCACCUUGGUUACCUGGAGAAAGAUGCUGUGCGUGGCAACGACACAUUCAACACCUUGGACGAGAUCCUGAAGUGUGCCAAACAGAACCAAGUGUGUGUGUGUCUGUGUGUUUUGUGUGUACACAGUGGAAUGUAGUUUCUCUCUCCCCAACACUCACCUCCGUCUGUGUCUGUAGGUUGACUUCAUCCUGUUGGGAGGUGAUCUGUUCCAUGAGAACAAGCCUUCCAGACGCUGUCUUCACUCCUGCAUCUCUCUGCUGAGGAAGUACUGCAUGGGAGACACUCCUAUCCUCUUCGAUGUCCUCAGUGACCAGGCUGUCAACUUCAGCAACAGCAAGUCAGUCUGUGUGUUAGCCCUGACGUGCCGAUGCUAGCCCUUGCUUAGCAUCCUCAAACUUUUUUAACCAAUGAAAAACCAAUACAUCACCUGUCACAAAUGUUGAAUAAUAUUAUAUUUGAACUUACUAUGCAGCAGGGAAUUUGAGAUACAAAUAUCCAUGUAUUAAAGACUUUCCAAACGUGGGUCGUAUGUAGAGUAUAGUAGUGGAUGUGCAUCAAAUCUUUCUCUGUGUGUUCUCAGGUUCCCGUGGGUGAACUAUCAGGAUGAGAACCUGAACAUCUCCAUCCCUGUGUUUAGCGUGCACGGUAACCAUGACGAUCCUACAGGGGUAAGCUCCGUUGCUAGGUUUCGCUCCUCCAGCUUGAACCACAGACACGUGUGUGUGUGUGUCUCUGUGUAACUCUGUCUCUCUCCUCACCACUCCAGGCGGAUGGUCUGUGUGCGUUGGAUCUCCUGAGCUCUGCCGGACUUGUCAAUCAUUUUGGCCGCAGCCAAUCAGUAGAGAGGAUAGAGAUUAGCCCCGUCCUCCUGCAGAAAGGCAGCACUAAGCUAGCCCUAUAUGGCAUCGGCUCUAUCCCUGAUGAGCGCCUCUACAGGAUGUUUGUUAACAACCAGGUGACCAUGCUCCGCCCCAAAGAAGACCAGGACCGCUGGUUCAACCUCUUCACCAUCCACCAGAACAGGUGUGUGUGUGUAUAUACUAAGUGUGUGUGGUACUGUUUGUGUGUGUUUUACAAAAGCCACAAACUACAUCUCUGAGGUGUGUGUGUGUUGCAGGAGUAAGCACGGGGCCACCAACUACAUUCCAGAGCAGUUUCUGGAUGACUUCCUGGACCUGGUAGUGUGGGGUCAUGAACACGAGUGUCUGAUAAACCCCAGCAGGAACGAACAGCAGCUGUUCUACGUCACCCAGCCUGGUAGCUCUGUUGCCACGUCACUGUCCCCCGGAGAGGCCGUCAAGAAGUACACGCACACAAACACACACACACACACUUACAUAUGCUCAAGCAGCACUCACUGUGUGUUUAUUUCUGUGUAUGUUUGUAUGCCUGCGUGUGUGUUCCUGUGGCCAUGUGUGUCAUUGCCUGCGUGUGUGCGCCUGUGUGUGUGUGUCUGUGUGUGUGCGCCUGUGUGUGUGUGCGCGUGUCUGUGCAGGCACAUAGGUCUGCUGAGGGUGAAGGGGCGUAAGAUGAACCUUCAGAAGAUCCCGCUGCACACGGUGCGUCAGUUCUUCAUCCAGGACCUGGUCCUCUCAGAGCACCCUGACCUCUUCACCCCUGACAUGCCCAAGGUCAACCAGAGGGUGGAGGCUUUCUGCCAGGAGAAGGUGAGCACAAGUCUCUCUCUCCCUCUGUCUCAAUUUCAAUGAAGGGGCUUUAUUGGCAUGGGAAACAUAUGUUUACAUGCCAAAGCAAGUGAAAUAGAUAAUAAACAAUAACAAAUGAACAGUAACAUUACACUCACAAAAGUUCCAAAAGAAAUAAAGACAUUUCAGAUGUCAUAUUAUGUCUAUAUACAGUGUUGAAGAUGUGCAAAGUAGUUUCAUGUCUAUACAGUGACUCUAUCGUAAUGUAUAGAUGUCACUCUACUAGCUUAGUCCCCUCUCUUUCUCUCCCUCUCUCCCACCUCUGUCUCUACUCUCUCUACUCUCUUCUCUCUCUCUCUCCAUCAUCUGAUUCUACAGUCCGUCUCUCUCUCUCUCUCGUCUUCUACUCUCUCCUCUUCUCUCUUAUCUUCUCUAUCUAUCAUGUCUCUCUCCCUCAUCUGUCACUCUCUACUCUUCUCUCUCCCCCUGACUCGUCUCUCUCCAUUCUAUCGUAACUCUCAAUGCUCUCUCUCUCCCCUCUCUCUAAUCAUGUCCUCUCUCCUCUCUCUCUCUAUCUCUCUCUCUUUCUCCCCUGACUCUGUCUCUCUCCCCCUGACUCGUCUCUCUCCCUCCUUUAUCUGUCACUCUCUCUAUCUGUCUCUCUACUCUCUCCCCCGAACUCUCUCUCCCUCUAUCUGUAACUCUCUCUCUCACUCUCACUCCUCACCUCUCAUCUCUGUCUCUCUCGUCCAUCGUCACUCUUCACUCUCUCUCUCCUCUCUCUAUCUCUACUCUCAUCUGUACCAUGCACUCAUCUCUUCUCACCUUAUCUUACUCUAUCUCUCUCUCCCCUGACUACUUACCUCUAUUCCUCUCUCUCUCUCAAUACCUCUCGGCCUCUCUGUCCCCUCACAUCUCUCUCUCCUCGUCACUCAAUCUCUAUCACCUCUGCCCGUCCGUCACUCUGUCACUCUCUCGUCACUCUCUCACUAUCUCUCAUCCUCUCUCCUCUAUCUCUCUCUCUCUCUCUCUCUCUCUCUCUCUCUCUCUCUCUCUCUCUCUCUCUCUCUAUAUAUAUUAUAUCACUCCUCUAUCUCUCUUCCCCCUGAGACUUGUCUCUCUCCCCCUGCUCUUGUCUAUCUCCACCUGCCUCUGUUCUCUCUCCCCUGUCUCUCUCUCUCUCCCCCUGACUUGGUCUAUCCCUCUAUCUGUCACUCUCUCUCUCCCCUGACAUUUGUACUAUCCCUCUAUCUGUCACUCUCUCUCUAUCUCACUCUCUCCAUCUCACUCUCUCCAUCUGUCACUCUCUCUCUCACUCUCUGUCUCCCUCUCUCCAUCUGUCUCUAUCUCUCUGUCUAUCUCGCUCUCUCCCCCUGACUCUGUCUCUCUCACUCUCUCUCACUCUCUCUGUCUCUCUCUGUCUCUCUCUCCCUCUCUAUCUGUCACACUCUAUCUCUCUCUCCCUGACACUGUGUUCCCAGGUGGAAGCGAUGAUUGAGGAAGCGGAGAGAGAGAGACUGGGAAACCCCCUUACACCUGAGAAACCCCUCAUACGCCUCAGAGUGAGUGAGACACAAGGAACAUUUUAUACUACAUUUUAUUCUGUGGAACAGUGCAACAGCAUCAAGGGUGUUUCUCAAGGUGACACUCCAUCCACCGUGACCUUUGACAUUUUUAAUUUAGAAUUCCCAUUUUCUUUCUCUUUCUAUUUCUCUGUCACUAUCUUAUUUCCCGCUCUCUCCCUUUUUCUAUUUAUUUCGUGCUCUCCCCCUUUCUCUCGCUCUCUUUCUUAUCUCUCUCUCUCUCUCUCUCUCUCUCUCUCUCUAGGUGGACUACAGUGGUGGUUUUGAGGCCUUCAAUGCCACUCGUUUCAGUCAGAAGUUUGUAGAGCAGGUUGCCAACCCCAAAGACGUUGUUCACUUCAUCAGACAGAAGGAGUACAGGGCCAAAGUUAAAGGUAACACACAAACACCGUGCACACACACCAUGCACCAUAAUCAUAACAUUUGACAAGCCUACUUUUUCUGAUGUUCAGAUCACUCGCCUGUCUCUUUCUUGCUGUGUGUGUGUGUGUGUGUGUGUGUGUGUGUGUGUGUGUGUGUGUGUGUGUGUGUGUGUGUGUAGGUGAAGAGGAUGUUGACUUUGGGCAGCUCCUGAGUCGCUCCUCAACUGAGGGUCUGAGGGUGGAGGAUCUAGUCAAAGAGUACUUCCAGACAGCAGAAAAGGUACACACACAUACACACACACACUUCUCCAUACCCUGACUGUGUGUGUGGAUGUGUGUCAACAUGACUGUGUGUGUGGUAGGGCUGACCCCAAUUAGUCAGUUGUUUGGUGGUUAGGCUGUUGGUCGACCGAGAUUGUUUUAGUCGAGCAGUAAAAAAAAAUAUAUAUUUGCACCCAUCUCAGUGAACUAAUCCAUUGCGUAAGCUUAGACUAAAAGCCAAUUUAUGCUUGAUCCGAAAAUGUGGUGGGAGGCUCCAUAUAGAGGGUGUGACACAAUUGUGGAGCCUCCAGAGGCAUGCAGAGUCCAAAUCGAGCUCUGUACCGCAUCGCCAUUUUGUAACAAUGCGGAGCGCUCUGUAUAGUGCGGCGUUUACAUCAUUGGUUGAUGGUAGGUGGGGGCGGUACAUCCUGUAUAAACACAAACUCACUUCCUUGACAACAGCUCUGCACUGCUCCGCAAAUUCAAAAUUUGAAUGCUCUGACUUCUGCUGAGGCCGUAUCACCAUAAAUGCUGCAUGGCCAAUGCAGACGUUGGAUUGACCAUGCACCCAGAUGCACAAUGCACUCUCUCCAAUUUGUGCAGAUUCAUUGUUUCCUAACUUCAUUGUGUGAAUUGUUUGCGUUUGAUUGUUAGUGUAUAUCAAUUCCCCAUAACAUAUAUCACCAGUAGUACAUUUACCGUUAAUUCCUAUAAUUUGUAAUCUACUAUGUUUGUUACUUUGGUUACGGUCAUUUAUUUUAAUGCAUUCAAUAUUAUUAUUCCAGUCUUCCUGUUCUCAUUGUCUGAGUGGAGACAUUGUUUGCAGAGUGCACAACCUAUGCUACACUUGUGAGAAACAAGUUUUGGUUUAUUUUAUCCAAUUUACGAGUUUUGUCAAUUUAGUCAUUGUCUUUUUGUUUGGAGCGCUCCUGUCAAUGUUGAGUAAGGACGCGCACCUGAUUACGCAAGUCUGUCCAGCUCCCUUUUGAUAACCACUGAGCGUGAAAGCGAAAAAUGUCAUGCUCUGAUCCAGUGGAAACGUCAUAAAAUAGGCCUACCUGAUUACUUCUUAUCAGUGCUUGAAAUAGGUUCCGGUACUCAUUUUGGGUGCUGGUACUGUUUAUAUUUAGGUGCAGGAGCUCCACAAUACUUUUGAGAUAAUAUUCUGUAAGAGGAACAGGAGCUCAAGCAGUAGAACAUUUGAGGUGCCGGUACUCCGCUCCGGUGAACUCUUGCCCAAGUCAAGUACUGCUUCUUAUCCCUUGCGCAAAUAGCCUACAGCUGUGUCUGUCCCGAGCUCACUGGCGUGGGAAACUGAGGGCUCCGAAUAUUUUAUACAAAGUUGCAAGUUCGUUAGCUCCAGCUUCUGGGCUGGACCCAAUUUAAUAGUUGAUACAAUGUUUCAAGUUCGUUGCAGAUAGGCCAUGUGAUUUAUCUGAUAUUUAUUUUUAAUCAGGAUAUUUUCUUACCUGCAAGCUGCAAUGUUUUUAUUUGUUGGCUUUAUGUAGGCUAUUUUUAAAUAAGUGGCAAUGGCAAUAGAAGUUACUUUUUAGGUUUGUAAUUUUCAUUUAGAUUUGGAUAGAAUUUUGAUUAAUCACAUGACAAUGAUUUUGAGAUAUGAAGACGUUAUUAUAAAUUAAAUUAAACUGUUUAACGAAAAUGUGCAUAUGAAAACUAUAACUGGGACGCAGAUCGGUGGCAAUGGUAAGAUAAAUUGGCAUUCCACAUGAGAAAGGUUGCCGACUCCUCGUGUAGCCUAUUACCGGCAACUUCAGGAGAGUAAUGGCAGAAUCUGCGAAAGCCAGCAGGAACAGGAGGAGAAUAGUUGUCAGGUUAAGUUUUGUCUUCUUCUGGUUAUCUAGAUCUCUGGUGCCCUCUUGAGGCAUCAAACCGUAAGCUUAAAGCAUCAGACAAGCUCAAUGCACAUAUUUUAUUUUAUUAAAACACAUAGGGUGUGUCUAUAUAUGGAAAAAUACACGUACAAAUUUAGAGCAAUCGAUUAAUCGAAAGAACAGACUACUUUCGGUUGACUUAAGAUUUAUUUUAGUCGGGGACAGCCCUAGUGUGUGCAUGUGUGUUAACAUGACUGUGUGUGUGUAGACGGUGCAGCUGUCCCUACUGACGGAGCAGGGUAUGGGGAAGGCGGUGCAGGAGUAUGUGGACAAGGAGGAGAAGGAUGCCAUCGAGGAACUGAUCAGAUACCAGCUGGAGAAAACCCAGAGACACCUGCAGCAGAGAGGGGUACUGACAGAGGAGGAGAUUGACCAGGAGGUACGGAGGAGAGGGGGAGAGGAGGGGUAGACACCUGCAACAGAGAGGGGAUUGAUCAGGAGGUACAGAGGGGGAGGGGGUAGACACCUCCAGCAGAGAGGAGUACUGACAGAGGAAGAGAUUGACCAGGAGGUACGGAGGAGAGGGGAGAGAUGAUGGUAACCACAGCAACCUGUUCUCUCCUCAGAUACGCCGUUUCAGAGAAUCUAAGAAAAACACUGCAGAGGAGGCUGAAGAGGUUCAGGAGGUGAGUCAGUCUCUCACACACACACACACACACACCACACAACGCACACCACACGUAUACAUUCAUACCAGUACUCUCCUCCUCUGUAUAGGCCCUCAACAGGGCUAAAGCUCAUCGCAUAGAGCGAGGCGACGCCCCAGAAGACCUGGACCUAUCAGAUGAGCCUGACGUUUCCAUGGAUUCGGAUGAGGACUCUGCCCAUCCUCCCCCCACCAGGGGCAGGGGGCGGGGUGGCAGGGGGAGGGGCCAAACCACAGCCAGGAGAGGAAGAGGUUUGUUUCUCUCCAAGAUCUCAUCACUUAUCUAAAAGCUUCAUUAUAUUUAUGCAUGUAUACAUUAACGACUGCAUUUUGUUUGUUUGUGUGUGUAUGUUGUGUGCGUGGGUGCAUUUUGUGUGUGUGUAUGUAUUUGUGUUUCCAGGUGCAGCUGCUGCAGAGCUGAAGCCAGCAGGUCGGGCCCGUUCCCAGAAGGCCUCAGUGGUAAACCCCAAGCAGGGCAGAAACAUCAUGGAUGGUGAGUGGCUGCUGUGUUUCUCAACCCUAAGUGUAUGUGUGUUAUUGUACUGACCUACUACGUAUCUUCCAUCCCUCCCUCUUUCUCCUCCCUCCAUCCUGCAGCGUUCCAGGCUCCACCCCAGCGGCCAUCGAGAGGGGCGGUGGCAGCUAAGUCUUACACAGACGAGGUUAGUCCCUCACACUCCCCAUCUCUGUUUCUUACUGGUCUUUAAGUGCAUGUCUGUGUUGUAGAGAUGUUCUAAUGUUGUUAUCCCCUCCUCCAUCUCUCCUUCUUCCAUCUCUCCUCCCUCCUUCUUCCAUCUCUCCUCUCCUCCUCCAUCUCUCCUCCCUCAUCUCUAGGUAACCAUUGAUGAUGAUGACUCUGAUGACGAUGUUUCCUUUGUGAAGCCUGCAUCAAGACUGACGCCUGCAUCACGACCAACACAGAGGUAGGAAAGUGUGUGUGUGAUGGGUAGGAGUUGGACAUUGAUUAGUGAUCUGUGUGUGUAUAUGUGUCUGUUUUGUAAUUGGAGGGUAUUAAAGGGGCAGUGCAGUCAAAAACUUGAUAUUCCUAUGUUAUAUAUAUUUUUCCAAACUAUGAGGUUGGAAUAAUACUGUGAAUGUGAAAACGAUCAUAAUAAUGCCCUUUUAGUGUAAACUGUUUGAAAUGUCAGCUUGUUUUGCAUGGGUGGAGUUUAUAUACCAAUAACAAAGAGAGUUUGCCCUCCUCUCUCCCAAUAACAGCUUAGUUUUCAGGUUACACAUUAGGCUCUUCCAAUUAGACUCAUCACUCAGACAGUCCUAGUCAAAUUCUUUACAUUUCAUUUCCAUUUCAGUCAUUUAGCAGAUGCUCUUAUCCAGAGCGACUUACAGUUAGUGAGUGCAUACAUUUUCAUACUGGCCCCCCGUGGGAAUCGAACCCACAACCCUGGCGUUGCAAGCGCAAUGCUCCACCAACUGAGCUACAGCAAAUUCUUGCUUGAGAAAUAGCUUUUUGAUAAGAAGCUGUUUUUGUUUGUUUUAGAUUAAAAUGGUAAAAAAGAAUCACAGUAAGGUACUUAAUUGUUACCCAGUAAUUAUUUGAUAUUGAGUUAAAAACGGCUACAUUGGACCUUUAACAGGUUAACGGUUCUGCGUUUUGUAUUCUAGGACCUCCUCCUCUUCCUCCUCCAGUAGGCGGGGCUCCCAGAGUCAGAGCCAAUCAUACAAAGGGGUGACAUUUGAUGACGACGACGAUGAUGAGGUAAGAGACCUGUGAGAUGACUGAUACGCCUGUUGUAGUGUGUGUGUCUGUCUAACCUCUCUGUCUGUCUCUCUCUCUCUCUGUCUCUCUCUCUGUCUCUCUCUCUCUCAGGAGGAGUUUGACCCGUUUAAAGGCUCCAGUAGGAGUGGCCGGCGAUAG